Suillus plorans is the source of this 198-nucleotide messenger RNA. RefSeq lists its product as uncharacterized. The annotation marks the transcript as partial. The record is from RefSeq and is a predicted model, not a curated record. The transcript has a single exon. Lineage: Eukaryota; Fungi; Basidiomycota; Agaricomycetes; Boletales; Suillaceae.
GAAUGGUACAAGAACAGACUUAACAACCAGAAAACAAGUCUCAUCUUUGACAACUACCGCUCAGAGGUGUUCAAUGUAACAGGAGGCAUUGACCAAGGAUGUCCUCUCUCUCUGCUAGGCUUCAUCUUUUAUAACUCUGAUGUGUUGGGAAUUGCUAACCCACACCCCCGCAAAGGUGAACUAAGUCUAGGGUUCUAG